AUUGUCUAUGUAUUUUCCUUGACCACGUUGUUUUAAAUUCCUCUCCAUCUCUCGCGUUCGUCUCUCCAAUUUGUGCCUCCAAGCGAUCCACACAAAUCUACACACAGGCGCGAAUACACAUAUAGAUACACACAUACAUACGCAGUUUCAACAGUAAGGAGCAGCAAUGGCGGCGAAGCAGUUCAUCGUGGAGGUGGAGAAGGGGAAGGAAGGCGUCGAUGGCGGAGCAUCUCUGGGGCCUGUCUAUCGCAGCAUCUUCGCCAAGGAUGGCUUCCCGGAGCCCGCCGAUGGCCUCCUCAGUUGCUGGGAUGUUUUCCGCUUGGCCGUGGAGAAGUAUCCACAUAAUCCGAUGCUUGGUCGUAGAGAAAUCGUGGAUGGGAAGGCUGGUGAAUAUGUGUGGCAAACUUACAAACAAGUGUAUGACAUUGUGAUAAAGCUCGGAAAUUCCAUCCGAAGCAUCGGCAUCGAGAAAGGAGGGAAGUGUGGGAUUUAUGGCGCCAACUGUCCAGAAUGGAUUAUAAGCAUGGAGGCCUGCAAUGCUCACGGGCUCUAUUGUGUACCUCUAUACGACACGUUAGGUGCUGGUGCCGUAGAAUUUAUCAUUUGCCAUGCUGAGGUUUCACUUGCUUUUGUGGAGGAGAAGAAGAUUUCUGAGCUGCUGAAGACAGCCCCAAAUUCAACCAAAUACAUGAAGACUAUUGUGAGCUUUGGUAAGGUUACAAAUGAGCAAAGAGAAGAGGCAGAGAAGCAUGGUUUCACAAUAUAUGCGUGGGAACAAUUCUUGAAACUCGGUGAGGGCAACCAAUAUGAUCUCCCAGAGAAGAAAACAACCGAUAUUUGCACAAUAAUGUACACAAGUGGAACUACUGGUGAUCCCAAGGGAGUCUUGCUUUCCAAUGAGAGUAUUAUUCAUCUAAUCGAAGGGGUGAAGAAAUUGCUUAGCAAUAUCAAUGAAGAGUUGACUGUUAAGGAUGUUUAUCUCUCGUAUCUCCCUCUGGCUCACAUAUUCGAUCGCGUGAUCGAGGAGCUAUUUAUUUAUCACGCGGCCUCAAUAGGAUUCUGGCGAGGGGACGUCAAGUUGUUGAUCGAAGACAUUGGUGCCUUAAAACCAACUGUCUUCUGCGCUGUUCCUCGUGUAUUAGAGAGAAUAUAUGCAGGUCUGCAGCAGAAACUAAAUGAUGGAGGUGUCUUGAAAAAGACGCUAUUCAACUUGGCAUUUAACUACAAAAAUCAUAACAUGGAGAAAGGGAAGCCUCAUGAACAGGCGUCACCAAUCUGUGACAAAAUUGUAUUUAAGAAGGUAAAGGAAGGAUUGGGAGGAAGGGUGAGGCUGAUUCUAUCAGGAGCAGCUCCUCUAGCGGUUCAUGUAGAAUCCUUCCUUCGUGUUGUGGCGUGUGCUCAUGUUCUACAAGGAUAUGGAUUGACAGAGAGUUGCGGAGGGACAUUCUGCUCACUGCCAAAUGAAGUGGGCAUGCUUGGAACAGUGGGUCCGCCUGUACCAAACGUGGACAUAAGGCUGGAGUCAGUGCCCGAGAUGGGAUACGACGNUCUCUCCAGCACACCACGUGGCGAGAUCUGCAUCCGUGAGACCUUGUUCUCCGGGUAUCACAAACGUACAGACCUCACUGACGAGGUUCUCGUCGACGGGUGGCUCCACACCGGGGACGUGGGAGAGUGGCAAGCAAACGGGAGCAUGAAAAUAAUAGACAGGAAGAAGAACAUCUUCAAACUGUCGCAAGGAGAAUACGUAGCCGUUGAGAACUUGGAGAACAUUUACAGUCACGUCGCGGCCAUUGAAUCGAUGUGGAUAUACGGGAACAGCUAUGAGUCGUUCCUGGUGGCUGUGGUAUGCCCCAGCAGGAUACAGCUCGAACACUGGGCAAAGGAUAACCACAUUUCGGGCGACUUCGACUCCCUCUGCCAAAACCCAACGGCCAAAGAGUUCAUCCUGGCUGAACUCUCCAGAAUCGCCAAAGACAAGAAGCUGAAGGGCUUUGAAGUGAUAAAAGACGUUCACUUGGAACCGGUGCCGUUCGACAUGGAACGAGACCUUCUCACCCCUUCCUACAAGAAGAAACGCCCCCAACUCCUCCGUUACUAUCAGAAAGUGAUCGACGAAAUGUACAACAAGGCGAAGAAGUAGGAAGAUGGACAAUGCAAUUGCCUGAUGAAGCAACAACUAAUAGACGCACUUCUUCUUCAUUGGUACUUGUACACUUGCAAUCUCGUUUCCCUCUCCGCUUUGUAAUUUAUAAAACAUGCAAGCUUGAAUUAUUGGACCCUCACUGAUGGUGGAGGAUCGAUAAAAUUUCAUUUUUCUUCC
Molecule: messenger RNA, 2323 nt
Organism: Tarenaya hassleriana
Lineage: Eukaryota; Viridiplantae; Streptophyta; Magnoliopsida; Brassicales; Cleomaceae
Product: long chain acyl-CoA synthetase 3
Biological process (GO): fatty acid metabolic process
Cellular component (GO): membrane; endoplasmic reticulum
Molecular function (GO): long-chain fatty acid-CoA ligase activity
Source: RefSeq, a predicted model, not a curated record